CGGGUUAAGAAAAGAUGUAUUACUAUUUGCAUGUUCUGUUUGGAUUACAUUCUGCCUGAUUGUAUGGCGAAUGAAUUGUUUCCAAAUGAGAAAAUUUUAUCCCCCUGCCCCUAAAGAAGUUCCACAAAAAAAUUAUUCGUUAGCAAUAUCAGUGUCUGACAUGGGAAUCAGUGAUGAGGAGUGGGAAAGACUACAGAAGGCUCUCGACUGGCCUGGUCCAGAUCAACAAAUUACUCAGCUGGAUCUGAGCACAAGUCCAGUCCACUCAACAUUCUCUGUUGUGGAACUGAAAAAGAGUUACAAAGUGGGAGAUAACAUCUCCGUCAUUAUCACAGCCAGAGACCACAACAAGAACCUGAAAAGAUAUGGAGGAGAUUUUUUCAAAGCAAAGCUUUUUAAUUCAGAGCUAAAGGCAAGUGUGUACGGGGAGGUUGUGGAUCAUCGUAAUGGGACUUACUCAGUUGUUCUUCUUCUUCCCUGGGAAGGUCAGGCACAAGUUUUUGUACGUCUUGAGCACUCCAGUGAGGUUGUGCAGAUUCUUAAAAAAUACAGGGAGUCUUCAUUCCCACGCAGCCACUAUUAUGGCUACUUCGAAGGAUCAGGACCCAAUAAAACCAGGAUCAGUGAAGUUGUAGAAUGUAAUCUUAAGUGGGGUGGAGAAGGAAGCUGGAGGAAACGCAACUGCUGCUGUGAGUAUAAGGAUAUAAAAACUGAAACGGUGUGGCAGUGUGAGAGACCGAAGAAACUUCCAUGUGACAAACUGGUUUAUCACUCAAAAGGAAGCACGGAAAACCCAUUAAAUCCCUUUGAGAAGCAGUUUUUUGCAAAGACUUUAACUAAUGUUCGUAUUACUGGAGACACACAAGUCAUCAAUAUCCUUCCUAACACUGCAGGCAAUGGCACAACAGAGAGAUGCAGAUCAGGAUUGAUGACACCAGUUCCUGCAGGGUUCUAUUUGAAAGAUGUUUGGAAGUCUUUUGUAUGCAACACUCAACAGUUCGAUUCUGCCCAAAUGUGGAAAUGUCUCAAAAAUAAGAUUGUCUACAUGAUGGGAGACUCCACCACAAGGCAGUGGUUUGAGUUUCUGGAAAAAAAAGUGCCAGGCAUAAAAAGAAUGAACCUCCACACUCCUCGUUUGGCUGGACCCCUAAUGGCUGUGGAGUUGAAAAAUAAUAUCAUUAUUCACUGGAGGCCUCAUAGUGUUCCUUUGCGAUUUACUAUAAUGCCAGUGACCAACCUGCAUUAUAUCGCCAAUGAUAUUGAUAAAAUAGCUGGUGGUCCUCAUGUAGUCGUUGUGUUUACACUCUUUGCCCACCUGGUGUUUCACCCAAUAACAUUUUAUGUUCAUGAAGUGGCCAAAAUCCGUCAGUCUGUUGUUGCUCUGCUGAGUCGUGCACCACAGACCACCGUCAUCAUCAAGUCUGGAAACACUGCAGGAAUAAAGGAUAUUUUUCAAAGUGAUUGGUAUGUACUGCAAGAGAACAAAGUGAUGAAAGAGAUGUUCAGAGACAUUGAUGGAGUAAUCUACUUCGAUAUCUGGCAGAUGACUUCCUGUCACUAUCUUACUGAAAAUAUUCACCCAGGACCUGUUGUCAUUGCUAAUGCAAUCAGCAUGUUUCUCUCAUAUGUCUGUCCUGCCUAAUACAUCCAAACAAUAUUUGCUUUUUCAUCUGCAACAUACAUGCAUUA
Messenger RNA from Carassius carassius (crucian carp), 1689 nucleotides. RefSeq names its product NXPE family member 3-like. Lineage: Eukaryota; Metazoa; Chordata; Actinopteri; Cypriniformes; Cyprinidae. The transcript is spliced from 7 exons. Bases 71 to 1642 code for a protein of 523 amino acids. The record is from RefSeq and is a predicted model, not a curated record.